Oryzias melastigma (Indian medaka) is the source of this 2938-nucleotide messenger RNA. It is a transcript of the gene traf7, whose product is annotated as TNF receptor-associated factor 7. Gene Ontology annotation, molecular function: zinc ion binding; protein binding. The record is from RefSeq and is a predicted model, not a curated record. The coding region runs from base 191 to 2272 and encodes 693 amino acids. The transcript has 22 exons. Gene Ontology annotation, biological process: ribosomal large subunit assembly; Notch signaling pathway. NCBI's taxonomy places the organism in Eukaryota, Metazoa, Chordata, Actinopteri, Beloniformes, Adrianichthyidae. Gene Ontology annotation, cellular component: nucleolus.
GUCAGUAACAAAGCAAACUCCAAACCGCAGCACCCCGUUUUACUACACCUCCCAGAAUACACUGCGUCCGCUAUGGUUUGUAUCGAGAGGAAAAGAGGAAGAAUGCAUCCACAGACAUGGAGUAACGUAGGUUAAACAAAAUAUCUGAGUCCAGCUCACUGCUGGUGUUUCCUCCAGUGUUCCAUCUGUUAUGAGCGGCGGUAAAACUCGCUACAACCGUUACUCCGGAGGAGCAGCAGCGCCGCCCACGUCUUCCUUCUCCAGCAGCCCCUCCACCCCCCCAGCCGACUCGGCCAGUGAGGGCAGGAUGGAGGCGUCUUUUGGCCCCGCCUUCUCAGCGGUGGCGUCUGGAGCCAAAGCGGAAGGAUCAAACACCUACAAGCAACACCGGAGGACUCCGUCCUCCUCCAGCACCCUCACCUACUCCCCUCGUGAUGAGGACGAUGGAAUGCCUCCCAUCGGCACUCCCCGGAGGUCAGACUCCGCUAUCUCUGUCCGAUCACUGCACUCCGAGUCCAACAUGUCCCUUCGCUCCACGUUCUCCCUGCACGAGGAGGAGGAGGACACGGAGCCUCAGGUGUUUGCCGAGCAGCCGUCGGUCAAGCUGUGCUGCCAGCUGUGCUGCAACGUCUUCAAGGACCCCGUCAUCACCACCUGCGGGCACACCUUCUGCAGACGCUGCGCCUUGACUUCAGACAAGUGCCCAGUGGAUGCCGCCAAACUCACCGUCGUGGUCAACAACAUCGCCGUCGCCGAGCAGAUCGGGGAGCUCUUCGUUCACUGCAAAUAUGGCUGCAGAUCCACCGCCAGCGGAGGGGGCGGAGCUUCCGGCCCGACCUCCAAUGUGGCAGGAAAGCCGGGAGCGUUUGAGGUGGACCCUCUGGGCUGCCCCUUCACCAUCAAACUGUCCACGCGCAAAGAGCACGAGUCCAGCUGUGACUACCGGCCGGUCCGCUGCCCCAACAACCCCUCCUGCCCCCCACUGCUCACCAUGAACCUGGAGGCUCACCUCAAGGAAUGCGAGCACAUCAAAUGUCCACACUCCAAAUACGGCUGCACCUUCAUCGGGAACCAGGACACGUACGAAACCCACCUGGAGGUGUGCAAGUUUGAGGGGCUGAAGGAGUUCCUGCAGCAGACGGAUGACAGGUUUCACGAGAUGCAGCUGACCCUGGCCCAGAAGGACCAGGACAUCGCCUUCCUGCGCUCCAUGCUGGGAAAACUCUCCGAGAAGCUGGAUCAGCUGGAGAAAAACCUGGAGCUCAAGUUUGACAUGUUGGAUGAGAACCAGAGCAAACUGAGCGAAGACCUGAUGGAGUUUCGCCGUGAUGCCUCCAUGCUCAACGACGAGUUGUCCCACAUCAACGCCAGACUCAACAUGGGGAUCCUGGGCUCUUACGAUCCGCAGCAGAUCUUCAAGUGUAAGGGAACCUUUGUGGGUCACCAGGGACCCGUCUGGUGUCUGUGCGUCUACUCCACCGGAGACCUGCUGUUUUCUGGCUCCUCUGAUAAGACGAUUAAGGUGUGGGACACCUGCACCACCUACAAGUGUCAGAAAACCCUGGAGGGACAUGAUGGCAUCGUCCUGGCUCUCUGCAUCCAGGGCAACCGGCUGUACAGCGGCUCUGCAGACUGCACCAUCAUCGUGUGGGACAUCCAGACUCUGCAGAAAGUCAACACCAUCCGCGCCCACGACAACCCCGUGUGCACGCUGGUCUCCUCCCACAACAUGCUGUUCAGCGGCUCCCUCAAAGCCAUCAAGGUUUGGGACAUCGUGGGGACGGAGCUGAAGCUGAAGAAGGAGCUGACCGGUCUCAAUCACUGGGUCAGAGCGCUGGUGGCCUCCCAGAACCACCUGUACAGCGGCUCCUACCAAACCAUCAAGAUUUGGGACAUUCGCUCCCUGGAGUGUGUCCACGUCCUGCAGACCAGCGGGGGCAGCGUGUACUCCAUCGCCGUCACCAACCACCACAUCGUCUGCGGCACCUACGAGAACCUCAUCCACGUGUGGGACAUCGAGUCCAAAGAGCAGGUGCGGACCCUGACGGGUCACGUGGGAACCGUCUACGCGCUGGCGGUCAUCUCCACUCCGGACCAGACCAAAGUGUUCAGCGCCUCCUACGACCGCUCGCUCAGGGUGUGGAGCAUGGACAACAUGAUCUGCACCCAGACGCUGCUGAGACACCAGGGCAGCGUGACGGCGCUGGCCGUGUCCAGAGGACGCCUCUUCUCUGGGGCCGUCGACAGCACCGUCAAGGUGUGGACCUGCUGAAGCGGCUCAGCGGGCAUCAGGCUGACUGCAGCUCUGUGGAUCCCGGCGAUGGUUGUGGAUCUGCAGAGGAAGCCUGGUGCACUCAGCUCAGUGAUGGAAAGGUUGUCUCUUUGACACCUCGUUUGUUCUUUUAUAGUUUUGCAGAUAUCAGUGUUGUGAUUCUCCUCUGAGCUUUUAACACUUCCGGUUUGUCAUGUUCUCGCCGUUUCGUCUUUUUCUAAAAACUCCCAACAAAGGAAAAGCCUCGGAGGAGCCGAUAAAUCUCCACAGUUGUGGUUUCAUUGAGCUUCACACAAAGCCGUGUGACGGUUGUAAAGUCGUGUAUAAAAGUUUCCACACUCCGACUCCACGGUUCUGAUCAGGACAGACGGCAGAAACACUCCCCACAAAUGAGCAGGUCAAGCCCAGCUCCACCCCCAGCGGUUUCUGGACCCAUAUUGGGUUGAAAAUAUGAACAAAUUUCUGAAUAAGCUUAAGAAGACUGAAUGUGGUGUUAAACGUUUUGGCUAAACCAGAUUUUUUACUGUUUUUUUUUAACCCAGUUCAGAGGACGAACAGGGAAAAACAAAAAGAUGAAGUGUAAACUCCCCAAACUUUCAGUAACAUCUUAUAUACUUGUAGUUAUUUAAGAUGGAGUUGAUCCAAUAAAAAUGUUGUACACUUUAA